CAUGUUGAUAGUCAGGAUAAAGCAGAAGAAAGCUCAACCACCCAGGAGAUGUGUGGCGGCUCUUCGAAGACUGCAAAUCGGCCAGGGGGCUGGCAGGAUUCAGCCAGAUGUGUGUGUAAUGCCGGUUCUGGUGCUGAGAGGACUUACAAGGCACUUUUAUGCCCAAAGACUCGAAAACGUGCCAGGGUGGGAAGGGGCACUGAUCACACCGAACUCAGCAACAGUUGGUCAUGUUCAGAGCUGGACUUGAAUGAGAUCCGCCUGAUAGUUUACCAGGACUGCGAAAGGAGAGGCAGACAAGUCUUGUUUGAUUCUAAAGCGGUUCACAAGACUGAGGAGGUGGCAACCCAGAAAACAGAGGAUGCCCCUAUUAAACUGGCAGCCAAGUGCUGUCAGGGCAGCGGCGGCAGCAGCAGCGUCUCAUCCCAGAGCUCCUCCGGGGGAUCUUUGCAGCACGCCAAGGAGCAGCUCCCGAAGUACCAGUACACAAGACCAGCUUCUGAUGUCAACAUGCUAGGGGAAAUGAUGUUUGGCUCAGUCGCAAUGAGUUAUAAAGGCUCCACUUUAAAGAUACACUAUAUCCGCUCUCCUCCACAACUGAUGAUUAGUAAGGUAUUCUCUGCUAGAAUGGGCAGCUUCUGUGGGAGUACAAAUAACUUGCAAGACAGCUUUGAAUACAUCCACCAGGAUCCUAAUUUGGGAAAACUGAACACAAAUCAGAAUAAUUUGGGUCCUUGUCGUACUGGGAGUAACCUAGGUGCGCUGCAAGCAUGCGGCAGCAAACUGCUGCAGGGCGUAGCUGAAGGAGGACCUCUCCGGCUCACCCGGAGUGCUUCUUUCUUUGCAGCACAUAGCACUCCGGUUGACAUGCCGAGCAGAGGACAGAAUGAAGACCGGGACAGCGGCAUUGCCAGAUCAGCCUCACUAAGCAGCCUUUUGAUUACACCUUUUCCAUCUCCAAGCUCCUCUACAUCCUCUUCCAGCAGUUACCAGCGCCGUUGGCUUCGAAGUCAGACAACAAGUUUGGAAAAUGGCAUCAUUCCAAGGAGGUCGACAGAUGAGACAUUCAGCCUGGCUGAAGAAACGUGCAGUUCUAAUCCAGCCAUAGUUCGGAGGAAGAAAAUUGCCAUAAGCAUCAUCUUCUCUCUGUGUGAGAAAGAAGAAGCACAAAGGAAUUUCCAGGACUUCUUUUUUUCUCAUUUUCCCCUGUUUGAAUCUCACAUGAACAGGCUGAAGAGUGCCAUUGAAAAGGCCAUGAUCUCCUGCAGGAAGAUAGCAGAAUCAAGUCUCCGUGUCCAGUUCUAUGUCAGCCGUCUGAUGGAAGCUCUGGGAGAAUUCAGAGGAACGAUCUGGAACUUAUAUUCUGUUCCAAGGAUAGCUGAACCUGUAUGGCUUACCAUGAUGUCCAGCACUUUGGAAAAAACCCAGCUCUGCCAGCGCUUUCUCAAGGAGUUUACACUUCUGAUAGAACAGAUCAGCAAAAACCAGUUUUUUGCUGCCUUACUGACUGCAGUGUUAACCUACCACCUGGCCUGGGUCCCGACCGUCAUGCCUGUUGAUCACCCUCCCAUUAAAGCCUCAGAGAAACGCACCUCUCAGUCCGUGAACACACUGGCCAAAACACAUCCAUAUAAUCCUCUCUGGGCACAGCUGGGUGAUCUUUACGGAGCCAUUGGCUCUCCAGUGAGGCUGACUCGCACCGUCGUGGUGGGGAAGCAGAAGGAUUUGGUCCAACGCAUACUUUACGUCCUGACCUACUUUCUCCGUUGCUCUGAGCUGCAAGAGAACCAGCUGACCUGGAGUGGGAGUCACGGUGAAGGUGACCAAGUGUUAAAUGGGAGCAACAUCACCACAGCCUUGGAGAGGGGAGAGGUAGAGGAGUCUGAGUAUGUGGUGGUCACGGUGAGAAGUGAGCCUGCUCUCCUUCCCCCUAUCCUGCCACCUACUAUGGCCGAGGGAAGGAGCCCCAGGCCUGAGGGGCUGGGUGUGUCCCCAGAGGGCACUGACAUUAGAGACCUGUGUUCCAAACCUGACAAAGAAGGACACAAAAGGCCAGAGCAGAGUUCUCAGGCCUGCAGCAUGGGAUUCCAAGAGCCAGCCUUGGACAACUCUUGGAAACCUCAGGGCACAUUUUGUGGGGAGGAAGAAAGUGAAAACGAGGCACCACGAGAUGGCUCUUCAAGACUCUCCAGCUGUGAGGGGCUGGGGGCUGGAGUGAAGAUCAGCCAGCAGACGGUCAGUGAGGACUUGAAAGGGGAGAUGCCUACAAAACUCGCAGACCGGUCAGCAGCCUGGCCUUGCCCUGACAGACAUUUCUGGGAGAAACCCCCCUUAGAGAAGGUCACUUUCCAAAUUGGAAGUUCUGUAUCUCCAGAGUCUGACUUUGAAAGCCGCACAAAAAAAAUGGAGAAGCGGCUAACGGCCUGUAGACAAUAUCCAGAGUUAGCCUGCCAUCCCUCGGCUGAGUCCGGGACGGCCGCUGACAUGCCUCAGGACCCGCAGGUUUCUAGGUGCUCCUUCACACCCGGUUUCCAGAAGAAUGUCCACUGUCCUCAGAGUCCAUCUUGUGAGAGGGAUGAAGGUGCAUUUGAGAGGGAUUUUGCUGAGGACAGAGGCAUGAAAACCGAGGUGGUAGCAGAUGCUGCUGGGCAGCCCGACCUGUCUGCUGACUCACUGGCACCUGACAACAGUGAGGCAGGACCUGGAAUGAGGAUGCCGGAGCAAACAAGACGUUUGCCUUUGAAGGAUGCAGAAGGCCCUUUGCUACAGCCUUUUCCAAGCAGGUGUGCACAGCAGGACUCUGGCUUCUCGGGCACUGCAGAUGUCCCCUGUGGGGAUGCCAACAGGAAGGCCAACUUCAGGAUGGAAGGAGACAUUCCCAGAAACGAAAGCUCAGAUAGCGCUCUUGGAGACAGUGACGAGGAAGCGUGUGCUUCAGCCUCGCUCAAUCUGGAGCACAGCGGUGACCGGACUGAAGGGUCCUUGGAGGUGGAGCUGCCUCUGCCAAGGUCUCAGAGCAUCAGCAACCCAAAUGUAAGAAACUUUGGCCGCUCACUUCUGGCAGGUUAUUGCCCCACGUACAUGCCUGAUCUGGUGCUUCAUGGGACCAGCAGCGACGAGAAGCUGAAGCAGUGUCUGGUGGCCGAUCUGGUCCACACAGUCCAUCACCCAGUGCUUGACGAGCCGAUCGCCGAAGCGGUCUGUAUUAUCGCAGACACGGACAAGUGGAGUGUCCAGGUAGCCACAAGUCAGAGGAAGGUGACGGACGGCAUGAAACUGGGCCAGGAGGUCUUGGUCUCGAGUCAGGUGUCCAGUUUGCUCCACUCCAUUUUACAGCUUUACAAGCUUCACCUCCCUGCUGAUUUUUGCAUCAUGCAUCUUGAAGAUAGACUACAGGAGAUGUACCUUAAAAGUAAGAUGCUGUCCGAAUAUCUUCGUGGACACACACGAGUCCAUGUGAAAGAAUUAGGUGUCGUACUGGGGAUUGAAUCCAACGACCUGCCUCUGUUGACUGCUAUUGCCAGUACUCAUUCUCCUUACGUCGCUCAGAUACUCUUAUAAGCUAAAGCUCAGGACAGUUCUUCCUUGGAAGAAAAAAAAAAAAAAUCAGAUUCUCAACUGAAGGUGAAAGGAGUAAGCUCUCUGUGACAUCAAAAGCAUGAGAAGAGCAAACAGUCAUUCCAUCGCUUUGUUUUGUUUUGUUGCUUUCAAGCGGAUGCUUCGUUGGACGACUUAGGUUUACUUGACAUAAUGGCAUUUGUGUUUUUCGUGAAUACUCUUUGGCCUUUUGUUAUCCAUGAAUCAACAGAGAGAGUGACCUUUUUGGUAGGAGGAGACAUAAACACUACACUAAACACUAAGCUGCUGGUACAGAUCACCGUGUGUGUUUGGGCAGAACGACAAGGGACUUGGGAGCGGGGGUAACCGGUGUACAUACCAUUACAGUAGGACAACGUUUCGGAGUUUAAGCAUGAGCUCUCCAGAGUGGAGAACGUGCAAUUUGCUACUCUAAGAAGACAGUCAGAACAAGGGAUUUGGAUUCCAGGGCAGAGUUUGUUUUUUACAAAAGGUGAAAGCAAGCAAGCCACAUUGUGCCAUCUUCCGCUCCGGUGGCUGUAGGCAUUACUGCCUGACAGAAAUCAGGAAGGAGGAUCGACCAUUGGGCAGAGGGUGCUGUAGGGAGCCACUGUUUCCACAUCUUCUUGGAGUUUACCUUGUUGCAGAUGCAGCCACAGGUAGGUUAGAGACAGACUGUUGGUGCAAUAAACCCAGGAAUCAGUGUAGCAUCUUAAUCUCAUCAAGAUUUAGUUCAGAGCAGCAGAGUACACAGUCUGGUACCAUGUUUUAUCCUCAUACUUAGAGCUUUCAGCAGCCUUUUUAAGAGAGGCCACUUACCAAAGUUAUUUCUGUAAGCUCACAAGAGUGUUUCUGUUGCUAAAUUCUUCCAGCCGAAGCUUCCUGUAAUAGUUAAUACAAAUGACUAUUUGUACUUUCAAAGGCACAGCUGGCCUUGCAGGAAAGGAGUUAGUUUGUACACUGACCAACAAUCUAUAAGUGAUCUCACUUUUUACAUUAUCAUCUCUGUGCCUUCUAAUCCCUAAGUCCUUUGCAAAACACCUCUCCAGAAAUUAACUUACCCAUUAUAAAACCUGCCAAAAUGAGGGAUUAUUAGCAUAGUUCACUUUUUCAGAAACCUUAAUUUUUUGUUAAAUGUAAAAGAAACUUCACUUAGUUUACUGGCCGUGAACUCUGGCCAUGUCAGACCAUGUACUGAUGUCCAGGGUAAAGGAAAAGACUUUUCAGAAUUAGAUUGUGAAAAGACAGGCGCUAAUCUUGCAAAUCACAACAUUGUUAGCACGUUGUAGAUCUCGAGUACAGUUGAUUAUAACCAGGCUCUGAUUUCCUUUCACUGCCGUGUGAAUUAAUUCCGGUCCUUGUCAUGUACCCAUUUGUACCUAAGAUUAUGAAGUAACUUCCCUUUUAGGGGUUAGAAUGACUUCAGAUUUUUUAUUUGAUAAAAUCCUGAUUGUAAACCACCAAGUUUAUUCUUUUACAAAUGCAAGUUAAUUGUUUGUUUGAAAGGGUAUAGCCGCAGUACUAAUGGAGAAAAAUAGGUGUAAUAAUUCUUUAGGAAUAGGUCAGAACUGCUGCCUUCCCUUCUCUCUUUUUAUGAUGUGAAAUGUAGGUGGGUGCAUUAAGGCUCUUAAGAUCUUUAAUUUUUAUCUUAUGUCUUUCUUUCACAAGAUUGAAGUUUUCCAUCCUUUUUAUGUUUAUCUUAUUUCCUCUAACAUCUGAGUUUGGCGGUUUAAGUCUCUAGUUCCGUGACAUCACUGCUUGCUGUUAGUUACACAGAGAAUGAACCUCACCUGUGGCUCAGCUCACUCAUUUGUUUCUCGUUAAUGUGUGAAUAAAUUAUAAUAGCUGAUAUUACAUCAUUCCUAUCUGUACCAGUUGAGAGCAUUCCCCUCAUCUCUCUUUCCCCUUUCCUUGUUUACACGUUUUGAGCACUUUCCCUUAUUCACCGCUUUCCAGGGAUUCAUAGAAAAUAACUAGAUACAAAGCCAGUUUCAUUCAAAAUGUGUAUACAUAGCGGCAUGUUGAAAAUUAGACCCGUGUGGGGGGAAAUUGAGCUUUAAAUGGCUGAUUCUAAACUCCAUACAUCAGAAUUUAGCCCAGUCCUCUCAAAGCCUGAGAAAAUUUAAUUUGCCUCAAUCUACUGUUCUAAAACUCUCUCUCGGAAAAUGUCUGUUGGAAAACUACAGGUGGGUCACGUGUGGGGGUUGUCCCAGUGACACUCAGGAUUCCAGUCAGAACCUAAUCCUCACAUCUAUUGCCUACAAAAACAGACCAAGAAUGUUGCUGCUUUUUUGUAAUCCUCCUUUAAAUAACACUCAAGUUUUGUUUGUCUUAAAUUCAACCUCUUCCCAAAAGUGGAAAAGAAAAAAAAAAAAAAUCUCAUGGAAUUGCAUUGAGAUACACCCACUCACACCACCCGGUGGCUUCAUUCUGUCGUAGCCCAAGAGGCAAGAAAGGAAUCCCGCCCUCUCCCAAUGCCCACCUCAAGAAAAAAAUUAAAAUUAAAAAAAAAAAAAAAA
Messenger RNA from Neomonachus schauinslandi (Hawaiian monk seal), 6095 nucleotides. RefSeq names its product folliculin interacting protein 2 (gene FNIP2). NCBI's taxonomy places the organism in Eukaryota, Metazoa, Chordata, Mammalia, Carnivora, Phocidae. The record is from RefSeq and is a predicted model, not a curated record. Gene Ontology annotation, molecular function: protein-folding chaperone binding; ATPase inhibitor activity. The transcript has 18 exons. Gene Ontology annotation, cellular component: cytoplasm. Bases 49 to 3561 code for a protein of 1170 amino acids.